AACGAGAUUUGACUGAUUCGUCCUAUAAAGCAACAGCACCGCACCAUCCACUCUGUCUGGUGUGAGCCAGCCCUAAACUCGACCAAGCACAUCGACAACAACAAUCGCCAGUAUGGACGUUCUGCUUGAUAUCCUCGACACUUUCGUCUUCGAUCGGGUCUAUGCCUCAGUGCUUCCGAGCUAUGAGAUGUAUCCGGGCAAUGCGACCAUGGAGACUCAAUUCCUCUACAACCAGCACAUUGGCCUUUACUAUCCACUGCAAGCGUCCCAGUAUGCCAAUGCGAGCCGGUGGAAGCGGGACCAUCUCCCAAGACAGGCCCUGUCAUUAUUCUUCACCAUGUGGAUAUUCGGUGUUCUCAUGUACCUCAUUGGCAGCACGAUCCUGUACCACACCGUUUUCGACAAGUCUCUGAUGAAGCAUCCACGAAUCCUGCACCAGCAGAUCCGACAGGAGAUCAAGCAGGGACUAUUUGCCAUGCCUGUUAUGUCCAUCCUCACUGUUCCAUUCUUCCUGCUGGAAGUCCGUGGAUGGUCCAAGCUAUAUGACUUCGCGAGCCAGGAGCCCUUCCCUGGAUAUUCGUAUCUUCAAUACCCGCUUUUCAUCUUCUUCACGGACACGGGAAUCUACUGGAUCCACAGAUGGGAGCAUCAUCCCUCCGUCUAUCGUUUCUUGCACAAAAAGCACCACAAGUGGGUCGUGCCGACACCGUACGCCAGCUAUGCGUUCAACCCUUUCGAUGGCUGGGCCCAGAGUCUGCCCUACCACAUCUUCCCAAUGCUGUUCCCUCUGCAGAAGUGCGCUUACCUGGGACUGUUUGUAUUCGUAACUAUGUGGACCCUCGCAAUCCACGAUGCCGAAUGCCUCUCGCGUUCUGCAGUGAUCAACGGACCCGAGUGUCAUACGCUGCAUCAUCUGUACUUCAACUAUAAUUAUGGGCAAUUCACCACGUUCUGGGACCGCUUGGGUGGCACAUAUCGCAAAGCCAAGGGCGACGAAUUGAAGCAUAAGAACGAGUAAGAGAUAUGAUGUCGCAUAGAUGGUCCAAAGGAGCUGGAUUUCAAACCAUCAAGGCGUGUUCGGUAUGUGUUAGCUUUAUUGUAUGCUGUACAUAGAUGUAUGAUAUGAGCACUGUAAUAAUCAAUAUGAACACCGUGAUUCAAUCAAGGUGUUCCUUCUUCCGCCG
Aspergillus aculeatinus CBS 121060 is the source of this 1184-nucleotide messenger RNA. Its product is annotated as sterol desaturase family protein. Gene Ontology annotation, molecular function: oxidoreductase activity; iron ion binding. NCBI's taxonomy places the organism in Eukaryota, Fungi, Ascomycota, Eurotiomycetes, Eurotiales, Aspergillaceae. The record is from RefSeq and is a predicted model, not a curated record. Gene Ontology annotation, biological process: lipid biosynthetic process. The transcript is spliced from 3 exons. Bases 113 to 1018 code for a protein of 301 amino acids.